This is a messenger RNA of Chelmon rostratus (copperband butterflyfish), 2462 nucleotides long. It is a transcript of the gene cpdp, whose product is annotated as CPD photolyase. Gene Ontology annotation, biological process: photoreactive repair. The record is from RefSeq and is a predicted model, not a curated record. NCBI's taxonomy places the organism in Eukaryota, Metazoa, Chordata, Actinopteri, Chaetodontiformes, Chaetodontidae. Gene Ontology annotation, molecular function: deoxyribodipyrimidine photo-lyase activity. The transcript is spliced from 10 exons. Bases 393 to 2045 code for a protein of 550 amino acids.
UUCAUACUUUAAAACCACGACAAGCGACACCGAGCGUAAAGUAAAAAACAAUAAUCGCUGGCUAACCAGCCAGCACUUCGUCCCUUUUGUGGCUAGCUACGCGCUACAACUGGCACGACCCUCCUCCCAGCGUAAACGGCAUCGCGCAUGCCCAGUGGAGACAUUCCAACUGCAUUGUGGGAAAUGUGGUACAAGUCGGCAAAAACAAUGCGUUACAAAACCCAGACACCAGCGUGCUCAUGUAACUGGUUGCAUAAAUGGAAACACCGGACUCACCAACGCGUUUCUGGUAACCGGACUGCUAUAAAGCCAGUUAACACUCCUUCGUUUACCAUUUCUGUCGGUUAGCUCCAAAUACUUCUUCCAGACCGAUUUCAAGUUUUAUUCAUUGCAUGCUUCACUGCAUUUGGAGGAGCUCAUCCUGUUCCUCUUUAGCGAGACCUUUUUUGAGGCUUGUUGCCCGCAGUACUCGGAGGCCGACCUCAGUUUUCUGCUGCAGGAUCAAGCCAUUCACCGGUGAAGCCAUCAUGUCAGAGAAGAAACGCAAAGCAACAUCUGCUGCUGCUACCAAAGAGCCCAGCGCCAAGCAGCUGAAGGUGGCCGCCGCGAAGGAGCAGGGCUGGCUGGAGGACAUGGUGCAGCAGCAGAGGAGUGAGAAGAAGGAGAUGAAGUUCAACAAAAAGCGCCUCCGUUUUAUAUCUGACACUGAGAAGAUGAAGCAGGGCUCAGAGGGUGUCCUGUACUGGAUGUCAAGAGACCACAGAGUACAAGAUAACUGGGCGCUGGUCCACGCCCAGCGGCUUGCUGUGAAGGAGAACCUUCCUCUGCACGUCUGUGUCUGCCUGCUGGUCCCAAAAUCAGAGCUGUCCACCCUGAGACAUUACAGCUUUAUGCUGAAAGGUCUGGAGGAAGUUGCAAAGAAAUGCAAAUCCUUAAACAUCCAGUUCCACUUGUUGCGUGGUUCAGCGGGGGACGUUAUUCCUGGCUUUGUGUCAGACCGCAGCCUGGGGGCUGUUGUGACAGACUUCUCCCCCCUCAGAGAGCCGCUGCAGUGGUUGGAGGACGUCAAAAAGAAGCUUCCGAAGGACAUUCCCCUCAUACAGGUUGACGCCCACAAUAUCGUCCCCUGCUGGGUAGCAUCACCUAAACUGGAGUAUGCCGCCAGGACCAUCAGAGGAAAGAUCACCAAACUUUUGCCAGAGUUCCUCACUGAUUUUCCUCCAGUAGAGAAACACCCCUACACAGCUACAAGAACCGCCAAGCCAGUAGACUGGGACGAAACCCUAGCCUCCCUGCAGGUUGACAGAACAGUAGGCGAGCCGGAGUGGGCUAAGCCAGGCACCAAGGCAGGGAUGGCCAUGCUGGAGUCCUUCAUUGAUGUACGCCUUAAACUGUUUGACAGCCAACGCAACGACCCAAACGCUGCCGCCCUCAGCCAGCUCUCCCCCUGGAUCCGCUUCGGCCACCUGUCAGCCCAGCGCGUGGCUCUACAGGUGCAGCGCAGUGGGAAGAGCACAGGUCAGCCCGUCGCCUCCUUCAUCGAGGAGCUGGUGGUGCGCAGGGAGCUGACAGACAACUUCUGCUUCUACAACAAGAAAUACGACAGCGUGGAGGGUGCGUAUGAGUGGGCUCAGAAGACCUUAAAAGAUCAUGCCAAAGACAAGAGGCCGUAUCUGUACACGCGUGAGCAGCUGGAGAAAGCAAAGACCCACGACAAACUCUGGAACGGCGCUCAGUACCAGAUGGUCUCUGAGGGGAAGAUGCAUGGUUUCCUGCGGAUGUACUGGGCCAAAAAGAUCCUGGAGUGGACGUCUUCACCCGAGGAGGCGCUCUCGAUCGCUCUGUACCUGAACGAUCGCUAUGAGCUGGAUGGCCAGGACCCCAAUGGCUUUGUCGGUUGUAUGUGGUCUAUCUGUGGCAUCCACGACCAGGGCUGGGCCGAGAGACCCAUUUUCGGAAAGAUCCGCUACAUGAACUACAAAGGCUGCCUUCGGAAGUUUGACGUCGCCCGGUUUGAGCGAAAGUACUGUCCUAAAAACCUGUGAAGUGUAAAAUGUUUUUGAAGGACAGGAAUAAGAUCCCUGACAGCGUACAGCUCUCACACCAUUACCUCAGGGAGCAUCUGCAGCAGUGGAUCCUCUUCUUGUCUUUGUUCUCACUGUUGCCUUGUUUACUGAUUAUUCAGACAUGUUUCUGCUCAUCAUGACUGUCUCCUUCUACUUCACUGUACAGUGGACUGUUGCCUAACUUAACAUUGGAUCUGUAGUGACGAACUGUGGUGCCUACUUAGUGAGCAACUUUUUACUUUUUGUUAUUUGACUUUUAUAUUACUUUUUAUACUUUGUGUUUCAGCAGAGUCCACAACACAUACUGUUCUUUUAGAGGAACUCGGAGGAUUUCACUCCUUUGUCUAAAAUGCCAGCGUUUCAUACCAGAUUGUAAAUAAAUGAAAGUCACAUUUU